GGCUUCCGGAGUCCGCGCGGGCGCUGAGCUGCAGGCGCGCGCCUAACGGCUUCGCGGGCUGAGAGGUCAGAGGCUGCGAGUGUCGCUGCUGAAGGCUGUGGUGGACCCGGCUGGGUCGCGGAUUCUGAGCUACAUCUCGGGUUUGGGGUUAGGGUUAGUGGAAAGGCCACGAGGAGCCGCGGGGGCUCAGGAGCCGGUGGUGGGCGUCUGAGGAGAAGUCGCCCCAUGAGGAAGCUCUUCAGCUUCGGGAGACGCCUGGGCCGGGCGGUCCUGGGCUCCAUCGGCCACGAGUACGCGGGUCCCGGGUACCACACCAGCGACGCGGAACUGCGGAAGAUCCACAGGGCGGCCCUCAAGCGCGACGCCGCGGAGGUGGAGCGCCGCCUGGCGCGCAGGUGCCGGGACGUGGAAGCCCAGGACAGGCCUGUUCUACAUUUGGCCUCUGCCCAUGGCCGUGUAGAAGUGGUCACUCUCUUGCUGAGCAGAAAAUGCCAGAUCGACAUCUGUGACAGACUAAACAGGAUGCCUUUAAUGAAGGAAGAGACGUGUUCCAUUAUUCUGCUGGAACAUGGCACCAAUCCAAACAUUAAGGACGUCUACAGCAACACUGCUCUUCAUGAUGGUAAACAUUGAGGAUGUCUACGGCAACACUGCUCUUCAUGAUGCUGUGUAUGAUAAGGGGACUUCACUGGCAGGAAGCCUGCUUUCCCACCAUGCAAAUACUGAAGCACUAAACAAGAACACGACUUAAAAGUGGCUUCAGAGGAAAAGCAAGAAACGCUUGAAAGAAGUGAAAAUAAACAGCCAGAGGUAUGUAACAAUUUAAAUUUCUGGUUUAAUAUUGGUUGGUUGGUUUUUCUUUAAUAACACAGCAUAGUCCAAAAGAAGUGACCUUUUAGACUAUCCUUUUAGAAUCCAACAGACAGAUCAUAAUUUCUUACUUAAUUUUAAAACAUUUUAGCCAGUUAUAAAAUUUAAAGUAUCCUUACAGUCUGCAGUAACUCAUAGCUAUCUGUACCCUUGGAAUUGAGGCCAGAAAUUUCCAGAAGUCUCUUUGCUCUUUUACUUUUAUAAGCUUCUUCAUGAUAAAGAAAGUAACAUCAAAAAUUGAGUUGUAUUACUAAGCAAGAGAAAUUAUGAACAAUUUAACAGUGAUGGCCACUGAGUUCAACUCGUGUUAAAGGAGUCAUUGUUGCUAGUGGUUCAAACUCUGCAGUUUUAUGUUGCUGGUCACCAGUGCUGAGGUUAAAGACUUCUGUUUUUUGGUCUCUGGUUGCCUUCAGUGUCUAUGUUCAGGGAGAGAAUGGGGUCAUAAAAUCAACCCAGCUGCCUAUUAAGAGAAUUAUGACUUCCAGAAUGGGACUUUGGUAUCAGGGUACAAACAAUAACCUUCUUAUUUUAGUAUAAAUAGUAAAUGUUAUUAAAAUAUUUUAAUCCAUUGUCACUAGUGGGACUUAGAGUAUAUUAGAACUGGAUAUAAGUGGAUAAUCUAUCUAGAUAACACUCAUAUUACAGUAUAGCAUUUGAAGUAGAAUCUAAAAAUUUUAUUCUCUUUCUGAUUGGUGUUCAUUUUGGCUUCUAAUAGUUUAGCAUUUGCCUACUCUCCAGUUAAUCUUCAGAAAUAUGAAUUUACUGUAGGGGUUCACUAUUUAUGGUAUCCUGAGGUCAAAAUCCUUUUAAGAGAGAAAGCCUUUAGAAUACUACAUAUCAUCUGUGAGCCCAUUUCUGGCAGAUUUAAUUCAUAAUGAAUUAAGUUUAGUCCAAACUAACAGUGAGAGUUAAGCUUGCUGGUUCAUGUUUUUCUCCUAUGUUAAGCCAAGGCAAACUAUUUUUUACUUCUUAGUUAUAAUCCAGUAACUUAGGGAUAGCAAAACAUAGAUUAAGUUUUACAGUUACAUUUUAAUUAUUUUCUAUUUUUUUAUUCGUACUUAAUUCAGAAUAAAGUUAAUUUUAAAACAUGCACCCUAACAGAAAAGACAUCUGAGAAACAAAACAAGCAAAUUAAUUUUCCACUUUUGCACCUGCAAAAAAAUGUCUCAAGAACCAGAACUGAGUAAGAAUUGUGAUAAAGAGUGUUUAUCUGUAUAUUCAAGGCUUCCUUUAAAAUUAAUUACAAGAAAGUUCAACUGAAAAUUGGUGAAAGUUUUGAAAAAUCCAAAAUUACUGUUUGUCCUGAGGAAGAGCUCUUACAUAGUAACUCUAAAGAGGGACAAAAUUAAAGGAAGUGCCCUCUAACCCAAUGAAUCAUAUCCCUGACUGCAAGGAAGCAGAUGCAUCUUGGAGUGUCGAACUCUGUAGUAUCCCAGGCAUUGCCUGAACAGAAGGAGAACAUCACAAACCUGUCUUUUCAUUGUAUUUAUACUCUGGGUCCCUCAAACACACCUGCCAGUCAUCUUCUAAGCUUUAUUCAAAUGAAAAUAAAUCAGACUGUAAAACUUGUAACUAACCAGACAUGUAGCCUGUUUCUCAGAGAUGAAGAGAAUUGUUGUAAUGAUACAGAAAUUGAAAAAUUAGGGAAGCCAGUAGUUAUGGUUGAAAUGAAAGAGGACCAAGAGUUUGAUAUGCAAAUGAC
Messenger RNA from Pan troglodytes (chimpanzee), 2572 nucleotides. Its product is annotated as putative ankyrin repeat domain-containing protein 19. Gene Ontology annotation, molecular function: protein binding. The coding region runs from base 226 to 633 and encodes 135 amino acids. The transcript has 4 exons. NCBI's taxonomy places the organism in Eukaryota, Metazoa, Chordata, Mammalia, Primates, Hominidae. The record is from RefSeq and is a predicted model, not a curated record.